Messenger RNA from Danio rerio (zebrafish), 1260 nucleotides. It is a transcript of the gene ube2nb, whose product is annotated as ubiquitin-conjugating enzyme E2Nb. Gene Ontology annotation, biological process: protein ubiquitination. Gene Ontology annotation, molecular function: ligase activity; ubiquitin-protein transferase activity. The record is from RefSeq and is marked provisional. Lineage: Eukaryota; Metazoa; Chordata; Actinopteri; Cypriniformes; Danionidae.
CUCACGCGCAUGCGCUGUCAACCUCAACGCGAGGAGCAGGGAGCGGGCCACGGUGCAAACCGCAUUAAUAAAACGAGAUGGCUGGAUUGCCGCGCAGGAUUAUUAAGGAGACGCAGCGCUUGUUAGCCGAGCCUGUGCCAGGAAUCAAAGCGGAGCCAGAUGAGGGGAACGCUCGUUAUUUCCAUGUGGUCAUCGCUGGUCCGCAGGAUUCACCAUUUGAGGGCGGGACUUUCAAACUGGAGCUGUUCCUCCCAGAGGAGUAUCCCAUGGCGGCUCCAAAGGUCCGAUUUAUGACCAAAAUCUACCAUCCCAAUGUGGACAAACUGGGCAGGAUCUGUCUGGACAUCCUGAAAGAUAAAUGGUCUCCUGCACUCCAGAUUCGUACGGUGCUGCUGUCUAUCCAGGCUCUAUUAAGCGCUCCAAACCCUGACGAUCCACUGGCCAAUGAUGUAGCCGAACAGUGGAAGAGCAACGAGGCUCAGGCCAUCGAGACAGCCCGAACAUGGACCAGGCUUUAUGCCGGCAACAACAUUGAAGUUUAGAAAGAAGAAAAGGUGGCGCCAAGUGAGAGAAGUGGAACAAUCUCCUCCUGUCUUCUUUUGCAUUUAAAGGACACUUUCUCAGACAAAAUAAAAAACGUAAACGAUAAAAUAAUACAUGAUUCAAAAGCAUCUACUGCAGCCUAUCGGGUGAGUGUUGGUGUGCUCCUGGUUCAGAGCUGAUGUUUGCUCCACUAUAUGCUUUAACCAGGAUAAUGACGUGUGGUGAUGGCCUGGGGGAUUUCCCAGCAUCCCUUGCGUGGUCACUACACUGGACCCUGUCAGAAUGUGUAGUACAGUCCCUAUUACAGUCAUUAACGCAGUGAAUUUCACUGGAAACAGGUUGUAGGCUCCAGGUGUAAUGGUUUGUUUGUUUUUUUUAUGUUAUUGGGCGUAGAGGGAGGGCAGGUUAAACGCGGGUUGCAUUUAUGCUGCUUCUUGGUCAGGGACAAAAUGAUGUGAAUUAUUAUUAUUAUUAUUAUUAUUAUUAACUUUUUUUUUUACUUUUUCUUUCCUGUGAAACUCUUCAGUUGAUUAAAAGCAUGUCUAAAUUAUGUCCUAUCUGACAGAACCUGCUCUGACGUCGUUGUAUUGCAAACAAAACUUGUGUGUGUGUGUGUGUGUGGUUUGUGUUUCGGCUGGCGUGGAAUCUGUACGAAUCGUCUGGGAAAAUUGAAUCUGUAAAUGUUCAGUUUUAGUAAAAAUAUUUUUUGUUAUGUUA